Messenger RNA from Metarhizium brunneum ARSEF 3297, 2463 nucleotides. RefSeq lists its product as uncharacterized. The record is from RefSeq and is a predicted model, not a curated record. Gene Ontology annotation, cellular component: nucleus. Gene Ontology annotation, biological process: regulatory ncRNA-mediated heterochromatin formation. NCBI's taxonomy places the organism in Eukaryota, Fungi, Ascomycota, Sordariomycetes, Hypocreales, Clavicipitaceae. Gene Ontology annotation, molecular function: siRNA binding.
AUGUCCCAGCCAAAGUAUACGGUGUUUGUGAGGGUGCCCAUACCCAGGGGAGACUUUGUUGAUCCUCCUCCCGUCCAUUGGGAUUCGUCCAAAGACGAGGCUUUGUGGAAGAUUCUUUCUGGUGCAACGCAAACCGAGAUUGACUGUGAUGCUGAACGAUUCGAUGUCCCCGUCGAUUUCCUCCUUAAGCAAGUCGCGUACUUGACUGAAAGACAUGCGUCGCAGGUUCGAGCCCAAGUCCGAAAGGCUACGGCCGCAGCGAAAGGCUCAGCUGCCCCGUCUCCCAUCCCUGGCGCAGAACCGACUGGGUCAUCAUAUCAACGCGCUCCAUCUGCCCUUUCAGGACGACGAGACUCGCCGAUGCCGCGACCUGAGGGUGCGCUGAGUGGAACGCCGCUUUCAAUACCUAUACGCCCGAAUAUGAGUCGUGAUACGUCUGGCAACACUACGAUUCUGAAGGAUGUCGCUAGUUCAUCUUCUCCGCGCCAUGGUACGUCGUUCCCGGGCAGAGCGGUCGACCAGGCAGGCAGGAAGAGACUAUCGUCACUACCGAUACCGUCACCUACAGCAAAAUCGCCCGAACCGCAGGCCGACCAUCGCCACAAUGAAGCGAUUUCUCCAGGACCUGCUGAAUCCAGCUCCAAUGAAUCGUCUGACGAGGAAUCCAGCCCCGCACAGUCUCGAAUUAUCCGCCGCCCACCACGAUUUCAACAACAGGAAGCUGCGAAAACGUAUCCUGAUGACGGAGAUGAUGAAUUGGAGCCCGCGUUUCAACCGUUCCAGGCUUCAGAUCAGCCAGGUCAAGACCUGGCUUCAACACUGAGGGGAGAUGGACGGGCUUCUGGUCGACGAAACCACAAGAAUCCCAUGCGGGAGUACCUUCACCAAUCUCAAACGUCCGACGAUUCGUCCACAGGCUCGCCUACUGCGAUACCAAGGCCGAAAUCGAAGGAAUCCAAGAUACCUGGACCACUCUCUCCACGGCGAACUGCGGAGCUGGCAGGACGCAGUCCGAGCGGCAAGGGAAAGGCGAGUUCUCGCGAGGGCAGUGAUGGGACUCCCAGCAUGGGAAGUAGUUUUAGUGAUCUGGAUGACGCAUCAGUAACCCAAUCCGCUCUUGAGGAAGCUCUUGCAAGUCACAUGAAUCGAGGCGCCAGCAGCCGAUUUAGCAUCAUUCACCUCAAAACAAUCGCCGUCAUGUUUCGCCGACAUUGGUCUGGCCUUCCCAAAGAUGCGACCUUUCCAUCUGACCUGAAAGGCUUGGGAUACUUUGUGAACGACGACGAUGAAAUACGAUCUGUCGAGAGCCCAGAACAAUAUUUCAAAUUCUUCAUAAAUAAGAAUGAGCGGAUAAACCAGUGUCAGAGGUUCGAAUUUGACAAAGCCUUGGAAGACAUUAUUCAUCAGCGUCUCGUUGCUGAGGGACUAGAUAAGGUUGCUUUACCACUAGGAAGCACGACUUCGGAAAAGCACAUAGUUGUGUUUGCGACGCCUGACUUGCCUUCAAAAUCUCGGAUUAUUGUAUUCUUCGGCGAGCCUACCAAAGUAUUGGGCAUGCUGGCCGGCCGAGUGGCUAAUGGGCCUGGUGGUAUUAACAAAGGCUCAUUAGUUUCUGUCGUUCAAGAACUUCAAAAACAAGUCGCCUCCAAUAAAGAUUCGUCGCCGCCUGGCGUGUUCAUUGCCAAUCCUGGCCAGUUGUAUUGGUGGCCCGAGGGUCGCCGCAUGCUUACCGCGACGGACAGCACGGCGAUCCCGUUGCCAAGCCUUGUUCAUGCUGGAAGGCGACAUAUUCCUGAAAUCAACACCGUCAUCGCACAUGAAACACCAGAAAAGCAUGUCGAGUCUGUUUUUAGUACGUUGCUCCAGGUGAUGAGCGAACGCACAAAGGUCGAUCUGAUUGCCAUUGGGCAGAGCUGCGAACUGGUGACCAAGUUCUUGGACGAUGCGACAAACUGGCACGCUUGGAAGGAUCAUCUCGAUGCUAUGCUUCUCAUGGGAACAGUCUACCCAGCAGAUUUAACCAACCAAGCGCUUCGAGACUUCACGGCAAAGCGCGCCCGAGCGUACAUCGUUUCUACGGAGCCCCUGGAUACUCCCCUCGCGCCCCCUUCUGGAAAUGAGGAGGAACAAAUCCCAGCUUUCGGGUGUCCGUGUUACUCUUCCUCCGAGCCGUUCUACGCUGAAAUGGUUCUCAUACGUGCUCUCAAACCGGCCCUUCAAUAUCUGGAAACUGUAGCCCUGACCCCGGGAUAUGAAAAUGACGAUAUUCUAGUAGCGGAGAAGCCUAAGCAAGAAUUUACUGAUAAGGACUGGGAGAAGGUAGCUGACUCGGAAAAGCCGUUGAUCCGGGUCGUGGAUGCGGACCUUAUGAAGCAAGAGGUGAAGAACCGGAAGCGGUGGAGAAAGUUCCUAGAGAACGGAGAAGCUUGUGACACUGAUUCGUCUGACGACGAAGAGGUGUGA